This is a messenger RNA of Thlaspi arvense, 1443 nucleotides long. The record is from the annotation of a GenBank genome assembly. NCBI's taxonomy places the organism in Eukaryota, Viridiplantae, Streptophyta, Magnoliopsida, Brassicales, Brassicaceae.
AUGUUGCAAGAGAUGUGGAAUGGUCCGCCCGGAUUUCGACCCACAAAGUCGGCGCCUUCUUCCCCCGCCAAGCCUCUCGGCCUCUCCAGAACUCGUUCCGAGUCUUUCCACAUCACCCACAAAGUCCCAGUAGGGGAUACUCCCUAUGUUAGGGCCAAAAAUGUCCAGUUGGUAGAUAAGGAUCCUGAAAGGGCAAUUCCACUGUUCUGGGCGGCUAUUAACGCCGGGGAUAGAGUGGAUAGUGCUCUGAAAGACAUGGCCAUUGUCAUGAAACAGCAGAAUCGAGCUGAAGAAGCGAUAGAAGCCAUCAAAUCAUUGAGAAAUCGGUGUUCAGAUCAAGCCCAGGAGUCCCUUGAUAACAUCCUCCUGGACCUUUACAAGAGAUGUGGAAGACUGGAUGACCAAGUUGCACUUCUAAAGCACAAACUGUUCUUGAUUCAACAAGGAAUGGCUUUCAAUGGCAAGCGCACCAAGACGGCGCGAUCCCAGGGGAAGAAAUUUCAGGUCUCUGUGGAGCAAGAAGCAACGCGGUUGCUGGGGAACUUGGGAUGGGCUCUGAUGCAGCAGAACAACUAUAUAGAAGCAGAGGAAGCUUAUCGAAGGGCGCUGUUGAUUGCACCGGACAAUAACAAGAUGUGUAAUUUAGGUAUUUGCUUGAUGAAGCAGGGAGAAUCCGCGAGGCCAAGGACACCUCCGACAGGUGAAGCCGCAGCGGUGGUGGAUGGUCCAAGAGGCACCGACUCUCACCACAAGGCCUACGAGAGGGCGCAGCAAAUGCUCCGGGACUUGGAGUCCGAAAUGAUGAACAUGGGCGGGGGCGAUCGGGUCGAACAGAGCAGGCUUUUUGACGCCCUUUUGGGCUCUUCCUCCAUUUGGCAACCUCAGCCUUGCAGGGAACAACAACAACUCACAGUAUCAAAUGCAAAUUCAUUCAAGACAAAUUCAUUCAAGCUCCAGGAUGAAUUUGGGGACGAGAACGUCAAUUCAAAUAUAAUUCCUGCAAAGCCGGUGGUUUUUCCCGGGCAAAGAAGUGUCAAACAAGUGGCUAUUCUAGGGAAUAACGCGCUGAACAUCGAUGCCCGACCAUUUUACUCUUCAAAAUUCAACCAAUUUCACGAGACCCUGAAGAGAACUCGGUCUGGCAAUGAGAGGAACUUUAUUCGAGUUAAAGAAACUGGGGAGCUGAGGAAACCAAUUGCGGAGGAGCUGGAGCCUGAGCCAGAGAAGAAAGCAAGAAGGCGAUCAGGUUCUCCGGAGGGGAAGGGAGAGUGGUGGGCGGAGGUGCUGCCGGACAGCGAAGAGUUUGAAGAGGCUAUUAUUGCAGCAGUUCUGGGUUCAAGUGAUGUAAGUGGGAAUGGAAAGGUGCUGGAGAUGAGAAAGACGGACGAAAAGAGGCUCAAGGUUUUUCAAGAUAUAACAGUUGCAUUGAGUCCAAAGGCCUGA